Lachancea meyersii CBS 8951 is the source of this 1392-nucleotide messenger RNA. The record is from the annotation of a GenBank genome assembly. NCBI's taxonomy places the organism in Eukaryota, Fungi, Ascomycota, Saccharomycetes, Saccharomycetales, Saccharomycetaceae.
AUGGCAAACGAAUCAGCCCAACUAUGGGGAGGACGUUUCACAGAAAAAACAGAUCCACUUAUGGCUGUAUUCAACAGAAGUUUUCCUCUGGGAAAAAUCAUGUACCGCGAGGAUUUGAAAGGUACUGCGGCAUACGUCACAGCACUUUAUGAAUCAGGUAUUCUUACCGCAAUCGAACUAGAUGAAAUCAACCGCGGUUUGAGAUUAGUGCUUGCAGAAUGGGAAAGCGGAACUUUUCUUGAGAAAUUUGAAGAUGAGGACAUCCAUACCGCCAAUGAACGACGUCUUACGGAGAUUAUUGGUAGCUUGGGCGGUAAAGUGCAUACAGGUCGCUCGCGUAACGACCAAGUAGCUACAGACAUGCGCCUAUACACACUCGACCACCUUGAAAAGAUGCGCCAGCUCUUGAAAUUUCUCAUCCAGACCAUAAUUCAUCGCGCACGCGAUGAAAUUCACGUGCUGAUGCCUGGAUAUACGCAUUUGCAGCGAGCGCAACCCAUCAGAUGGGCCCACCUGUUGAGCUCAUAUGCCACGCAGUUGACAGAUGAUCUUCAACGCUUAGAAAUGGCCACAGACAUAACUAAUAGGUGCCCACUUGGAGCGGGAGCAUUGGCUGGCAACCCUUUUCAGAUUGACAGAAGAGCACUUGCUGAUCAGCUCGGCUUUGCACAAGUUAUUGGAAAUUCCUUGAUGGCCACGGGAGACCGUGGGUUUAUUACAGAUACACUGUACUUGGGAUUUAGCAUUUCGUCACACUUGUCGCGUAUGGCUGAGGACUUGAUUUUGUACUCUAGUGCUGAGUUUGCAUUUUUGAAGCUUUCAGAGGCCUAUUCAACUGGAUCAAGUUUAAUGCCACAAAAAGUUAACCCUGACAGCCUAGAGCUUCUGAGAGGAAAAUGUGGUCGAAUUUUUGGAAAUAUGGCCGGCUUCAUGAUGACAGUUAAGGGCUUGCCUUCAAAUUACAACAAGGACUUAACAGAAGACAAAAGAGUACUAUUUGACACUCUUUCCACCGUUGAAAGUUCCUUACAAAUUGCCACAGGAGUUGUUUCGACGCUAUCCAUCAAUAAAGAAAAUAUGAAAAAUGCCCUGUCGUCGGACAUGUUAGCCACUGAUCUCGCCGAUUACUUGGUAUUAAAAGGUGUCCCUUUUAGAGAAUGUCACCACAUAAUAGGAAGAGUCGUUAAAGCCGCCGAUGCAUUAGGUUAUGGUGGGAUAGACGUUCUGAGCUUAGAAGAGCUGCAAAACAUUGAUCCUAGGUUCGUGGAGGACGUCCAUGAUGUGUUUGACUUCGAGAGCAGCGUGGAGAGAAGAUCAGCUAUAGGGGGUACAGCCAAGAAUUCGAUACUAGAUCAACUAAAUUUGAUCGAAAACAAAAUUUUAUACAUGUGA